UUUCAGUCUGUCAAAAAAAACGCGAUUCACGUCAAAGUCGCUUUGAUUUCAGCUAGUGUUACAUUGUGACUUUAUGUUUUGCUGUAAAUAAUGAGAUUACGCCCGGGGAAUGUUUCGACUCCGAUGAAGCACGAGGCUCGAAUCAUUUAUGAGGUUUACAUUCACAAAACAGUUAUGGAGAAGCAAGAAGAGGCUUUCAGGAUCUCGAGGGUUUGAAAACCGUAUGGCACAGGAGAGCUUGUUAGCACAAGAGAUCCAUAAUUGCUCCGCCCUUCCCAUGAACCUUUUUCUCGUCCACACCCUUGAAUAAUAAAACAUCCUGGAUGAAGCGUGACAGCUCUUUGUGUAAUCCUUGACUGAUUCUGAUUCGUGAACCAAUGGUGCUUUGGUGGAUCUGAAGGUCCUGAUGGAGCGUCUGACAGGACUCGGCUGGAAUGCCGCCCUGCGCUCUUGUUUUCCCAUCCUCACCUGGCUGCCCAGGUAUAACCUGACGUGGCUGAAGAUGGACGUGAUCGCCGGUCUGACAGUGGGUUUGACCGUGGUUCCUCAGGCGCUGGCCUACGCGGAGGUGGCUGGUUUACCUGUGCAGUACGGUCUGUAUUCUGCUUUCAUGGGUUGUUUCGUCUACUGUAUAUUUGGCACGUCUAAAGACAUCACACUGGGCCCGACGGCCAUCAUGUCCCUGCUGUGUUCGGCGUACGUCGAUGGAGAUCCUGUGUUCGCCGUGGUGCUCACCUUGUUGUGCGGCGUCAUCCAGACGGGAAUGGCUCUACUGAGGCUGGGGUUCCUCUUGGAUUUCAUCUCGUAUCCAGUAAUUAAAGGCUUCACGUGUGCUGCGGCCGUCACUAUCGGCUUCGGCCAGGUCAAGAAUAUUCUGGGUCUGAAGGAGAUCCCACAGCAGUUCUUCCUGCAGGUGUACUACACCUUCCACAAGAUCCCUGAGGCCAGAGUAGGAGAUGUGAUUCUGGGUCUGUGCUGUCUGUUCUUCCUGAUCACGAUGACACUGAUGAAGAAUUCUCUGAGUUCUGCUGAAGAAGAGGCUCCUCUCCUCAUCAAUUCUCUGAGUUCUGCUGAAGAAGAGGCUCCUCUCCUCAUCCGAUCAGCUCGAAAGCUGGUGUGGAGUUUUGCUACUAUCCGGAAUGCUCUGGUCGUCAUAGCGGCGACGGCUGUUGCGUAUUCCUCAGAGGUCACAGGACACCAUUUCUUCAGUCUCACUGGGAAAACCGCCAAAGGACUCCCUCCUUUCAAAGCUCCACCUCUUUCAGAGACGGUAGCCAAUGGCACGGUGAUUACUUUCAGUGACAUCGCAAAGGAUUUAGGUGGCGGUCUGGCUGUCAUUCCUUUAAUGGGUGUUUUAGAGAGCAUCGCUAUUGCAAAGGCGUUCGGCAGCAAGAAUAACUACCGAAUUGAUGCCAACCAAGAGCUCUUUGCCAUCGGUCUCACAAACAUCAUGGGCUCAUUUGUGUCGGCGUAUCCCGUCACAGGCAGCUUCGGAAGAACGGCUGUUAACUCUCAGACCGGAGUGAGUACGCCUGCUGGAGGGAUCGUCACAGGUGUUAUAGUGCUGCUGUCGCUGGCAUUCCUCAUGCCGCUGUUCUUCUUCAUCCCUAAAGCGUCACUUGCUGCCGUCAUCAUCUGUGCCGUGAGUCCCAUGAUGGACUUCAGAGUGCCUGUCCAGCUCUGGAGAGUCAAGAGGCUUGAUCUGCUGCCGUUCUUGGUGACGUUUCUGAUGAGUUUCUGGGAGGUGCAGUACGGCAUUGUGGGAGGUGUGGUUGUUUCUGCUUUCAUGCUGUUGCACAUCAUGGCCAGACCUAAAGUGAAGGUGUCUGAUCACGGUGUGGCGGUUCUAGAGUUGGACAGUGGGCUGAACUUCCCCGUGACGGAGCAUCUCAGCAGACUCGUGUACACACACGCUCUUCAUGCGUCUCCUCCGCGGUGUCUGGUUCUCGACUGCUCUCACGUCAGCUCUAUAGACUUCACUGUGGUCCAUGAACUCACUGAACUGCUCAAACAGUUCCAGCUGACGGGACUGUCACUGAUCUUCACUGGACUAAAGCCGUCAGUAUUAAAGGUGUUGUUGACGGCUGACCUUCCAGCUUUCAGACACACAGACAGUGUCGACGAGGCACUGCAGCUUCUGACCGGUAUCAUUCACUACGACCAACCAUUAUAACAACCAAUCACAGACCAGAACUGAUCAUGUGGCUCAGUCGACAACUGAUACCUCAAACCUCUGAUGAUUGGUCACGUGAAAUACUCUGCACACACCUUUGACCAAUCAGCACUCAGGAAGAAAGACUUUGAUGAAAACUGUUGGGGAAUAAAGUUACAUAAUGUUUGCGUUCAUGUGGACCAAAUUAUGUUUUUGCACUCAAAAUAGUGGUUCAACUUCGUUCAUUUUGAGCGACUAUUUUUAUGUAGUUGUUUUGUUUUAAACUUUGAAUCACAUGUAUAAUACUGUCAUUUUAUGAACGUGCACUUAUUCUCAACACUAGAAAGAAUCAAAUCUUCAGUACUUUGGGAUAAAAAUAGGUUCCAAAAAUAUCACAAUAUUCAUACUUGAUAUAUAAGUGUCUUUCUCUGCAGACUGCUUAUACGCAUUAAUACGAAUGUUUACUGUGGGCUGUAGGUUUACAUUUCAUUUCUUGAUGAAACUGAAUCUCCAUAAAGACUUUUGGACUCUUUUCUACUGACCCAGAUGAAACUGACAUGAACACUGCAGAAACACUCACAUGUCUCUUCUGAUAUUAAACUGAUAUGAUCUA
This is a messenger RNA of Megalobrama amblycephala (Wuchang bream), 2765 nucleotides long. It is a transcript of the gene slc26a11, whose product is annotated as solute carrier family 26 member 11. NCBI's taxonomy places the organism in Eukaryota, Metazoa, Chordata, Actinopteri, Cypriniformes, Xenocyprididae. The transcript is spliced from 16 exons. The record is from RefSeq and is a predicted model, not a curated record. Gene Ontology annotation, molecular function: secondary active sulfate transmembrane transporter activity. Gene Ontology annotation, biological process: transmembrane transport. Gene Ontology annotation, cellular component: membrane. The coding region runs from base 407 to 2173 and encodes 588 amino acids.